Nothobranchius furzeri (turquoise killifish) is the source of this 8564-nucleotide messenger RNA. The record is from RefSeq and is a predicted model, not a curated record. Lineage: Eukaryota; Metazoa; Chordata; Actinopteri; Cyprinodontiformes; Nothobranchiidae.
GUGAUGAAGUCCAUAAAUAAGCGGACCCGAGCCGUUCUGGGCAGAGAUGCUGUUCCUAUGUGCUGUUUCCUGUAGAGAGCAGUAAUGCUUUCAUAGCUGCGCAGCAGCUCUCUACUGUACUCUUCAGAGCGGCGGAGGGAGGAGCGACGCUGGCGCUGCCUCUCGCUGCUUCCUCCCUUCUGUCGCUGGAGCUCACUAACGCUACUGGAAGCAACCAAAGAGGAAACUAACGAGCCUUUUUCACCCUGAAGCGUCGCGGGAAGGCGGGAGAGCUGCUGUUUAUAGUCGGUACGAGGCUGAGGACCAGACCUGGACAGCGGGGAGUCGGAGCCGUCCAGCGCUGCUUGCCGUUACACACUUUCUGCAGCCGCCGGAGGAACCCCGGCGGACUUUUUCUCCCGCUUCGUUUCCGCCUCAUGACCAGAUUUCCAGGCCGAAUCGGUGUCCGAACCGGCGCGGAGAGCCGCUUAACGGUGAGUGCUGUUCGGGCUUCGACACGUCGGACGCUCGCAGCGUGGGUUUAGCUCCAGAAACCCGGACGUGUGUGACAGAUCCGAGCAGGACACCACGCCACAGUAGAGCUGCUGGUGCUUCACUCUGCAGGUUCUGGAGUUCUGCGUGGAGCGAAAACGCCUGGAUGCUGCGUGCAGCUUCUAGGGCCCGAACUUGGACUGCAGUUCUCAGGCGCGCGCAUGGUCCAGUCACGCACGUGCACACAUAGCCCUCUGAGGCGGAAUGAAAUCUGGGAUCGAAUGUAAAUAACAACCCUGAGGUGACGACAGCUGGCCACCAAGGUAAGAGGAGUUUGCGUCCCUCUGUGCAACAAAACAGCGCCUCGGUGUUCGUGUUUCUACUCAUAAAUCAGCGUGGGAUGUUUGAGUUGCUGUGACACAUUCACGACAUAACAAAGGAGGCUGAUGAAGAGGACUGAGACGAGCCACGCAGCACGGCUCUGGAGCGGACGCAUUAACCACGCACGGGCGCUUGCUGUAACAUCGGUUGGAUUCUGUCCCUUCUGUCAUCCCGCUGACGUCCACCUCCCACCCUGGCCGCAGGGCUGACAGACCGCCCUACCCCACCUCACUUGGAGACACCAGCACCUACAGCAUCUGAAUGCUCCACCUAUAGGUCCAUCAUAAGGAUCUCACAGGGGUUCCACCCCUCCCACCUCACCGUAACCGCCCAGGAGUCCCGGGGGCUCCGCCAUAUUUCGCUGACUGACCCCUCCCAACCAGCGAAUGUCAAGUGUGCUUCUGAGGGCGGGGCUUGCCUCAGUCUCUCCUGAUUGGCUGCUGGAUGGAAUUGAGGUGAAUGGAACACAUGCCCAAGGAGCAGGACUCUAACCCAUCAGAGGGAGAAGAGAAACAGUGGCUCGAUGGCCCAAAAAGGAAGAGGAAGAAUAGCCAAUGUUCGAUGAAGAAUAUGACUGGGUACAUCCCCAGCUACCUCGAAAAGGAUGAGCCAUGUGUGGUCUGUGGUGACAAAGCCACUGGUUACCACUACCGCUGCAUUACCUGCGAGGGCUGCAAGGGUUUCUUUCGUAGGACCAUUCAGAAGAACCUCCACCCCUCCUACUCGUGUAAGUACGAUGGCUGCUGCAUCAUCGACAAGAUCACCCGCAACCAGUGCCAGCUGUGCCGCUUUAAGAAGUGCAUCGCCGUGGGCAUGGCCAUGGACUUGGUGCUGGACGACUCAAAGCGGGUGGCUAAGCGGAGACUGAUCGAGGAGAACAGAGAGAAACGCAAAAAGGAGGAAAUGGUGAAAACCCUUCAGAGCCGUCCGGAACCAACUGUGGACGAGUGGGACCUGAUUCACCAUGUGACGGAGGCCCAUCGGCACACCAACGCUCAGGGUGCACAGUGGAAACAGAAACGCAAAUUCCUGCCAGACAAAAUCGGCCAGUCUCCGGUCACUCCCACGUCAGACAGGGACAAGGUAGACCUGGAGGCCUUCAGCGAGUUCACAAAGAUCAUCACCCCUGCCAUCACCCGUGUCGUCGACUUUGCCAAAAAACUGCCCAUGUUCUCUGAGCUGCCUUGUGAAGACCAGAUCAUCCUGUUAAAGGGCUGCUGCAUGGAGAUCAUGUCUCUGCGAGCCGCCAUCCGCUAUGACCCCGAGAGCGAGACGUUGACGCUGAGUGGAGAGAUGGCCGUGAAGCGAGAGCAGCUGAAGAACGGAGGGCUGGGCAUCGUGUCUGACGCCAUUUUUGAUUUAGGCAAAAGUCUGGCACAGUUCAACCUGGAUGACACGGAGGUGGCGCUGCUGCAGGCCGUUCUUCUCAUGAGCUCUGACCGUUCAGGACUCACCUGUAUGGACAAGAUUGAAAAGUGCCAGGAGACCUACCUGCUGGCGUUUGAGCACUACAUCAACUACCGCAAGCACAACAUUCCCCACUUCUGGCCCAAGCUCCUGAUGAAGGUGACAGACCUGCGGAUGAUCGGGGCGUGCCACGCCAGCCGCUUCCUCCACAUGAAGAUGGAGUGUCCCAACGAACUCUUCCCCCCGCUCUUCCUCGAGGUCUUCGAGGACCAGGAGGUGUGAAAUGCAGAUCUCAUACUGCGUUUUGGGAAGUCAAUAGGAGAUGGGCUAGGUGAUGGAGAUGGAGGAAGAGUCUCAUUGGCAGGAAUCUGUGCUCACAGUUUGUUGUUUCAAAACUGGAAAAAGUGAAAGAACACACCAGCAACAGGAGAGUGAAACAAAUGGGAGGAGUACCUCUCCUCCACCUCUUUUUCCUCUUUACUCCUGUUUAUCCGUGUGGGGGCCCUUCUGUCUAAUCAUGAUGUCUUAUCCAGUAAGAGUUGUAGCCCUUUGCCAAGACACACACACACGCACACACACACACACACGCACACACACACACACACACACACACACACACAGCUUGUUUCACCUCAGUUCUUCAGGGCAGCGCUCUCCGGAGAGGACAUUUUUCUCUCUUUGUUUUUGUUUUUGUUUUUGUUUUUUGUUUUUUGCUGUGGUCACUCGUGUUUUUGAAGCCCAUGAUUCCAGUGUCAAUGCUGGCCUGCAACUCUCAGUAUUAUUUCUGAAUAAGUGUUAAAGCUGUCAUUCAGAAAAUCUGGACAACAACACAUAACUCCUCACGGUCCUGCAGGCAAUCAGCAAACACUGCAACGCUGAAGUAUCAGCAGACGCAUUUCUCUGGUGUGAGAUGGCUGAAAUGAAGCAAAGCUACCAGUUUUCAAUGACCCUACUCAAUCUGAGCCGUUACUGCUGUUGUUUUUGUGUUUUUGGAGCUGCUGCUUCUCUCAGAUCCCACUGAAACAGGUGCUAUAUUUAUGAAAAAAUAACAAGGCUACUCCAGUUUGGUGUCAUUGUGCUGUCUGCCUUUAAAACACACGCAGACCUUGGCUUCAAAUCUACCUUUGUCACUGGACCGGCUCCUGUGACAUACGACACACACACACGCAUACACACAUACAUGCAUGCACACACACACACACACGCAUACACACAUGCAAACGUACAACUUCACCUCAGAGUAACAUGAAUGCCUCAUUUUACUGUUCUCACUGCACGUCAGUGUUUUGUUGCUGGCCCUAACCUGCCGGGUUUUUCUACAGAGUCCCCUUCUCCUGGACUCAGCUCGUGUGGCCCCUCCAGGCAUCCAUACACACUUGCCUUUUGUUAGUUUUGUUAUUUUUUAAAACCAUGGGUGUCACUGAGAGUGGGCAGAAAUGCCCAGAAGGCUACCAUUUACCUCAAAAUGGACACACCCCAGUGAUGGGGCAGACGUUGCUGCCCCACAGUGUCAGGCACUACCUCACUUCUCUGCCUUUAGCCAGACAUACACCAGUCUAGACACACAUGUUCAUAGUUUUUUUUUUGUUUGUUUGUUUUUGUCAGAAAACACUCAAACACACACACUUGGUUCAGAUGAAUUAAAGACAGGAGGGCCAACCAUCACCCCUGCAAGGUUUCCCCACCUCCAGGGAAUGGUACCCAUCACAUCUGGGUUUGUCUCGUUUUCUGUUCUUUGGGACCAAGUGUCAUCCUUUUGGACAUGUUGCUCUACCCGUUUCUGUCAAAUAAAGCAGAGGCAGACUCUCAGCUGCUGCAGAGGACAGGCUGGACCCCGUCUCAGGAGGGUGGACAGGACUGAAAAGCAGCAGUGGCUUCACCCCCGAAACAGAAAGCAUAGAAAGGUGUUGGCAUCAAUGUUCCAGGUAUGGUCGCCACUGAGCGUUGGACAGCAGCAGAUGGAUUUCUCUCAGUUCUUUUAUUUUUUAUUUCCUCACCACUAUGACCGCAAUCUCACCUGUCAGUCAUCCGUGGCAGAUAUCAAAGCUACGAAACCAGGAUUUGUUCACCGAGCCCACUCUGUUCAUUCCAGUUCUGGGGCCAAGCCAAAUCUAAAUGGGUUUACCACUCAGACGAUAACAUGGCCACUUUUACAGGAUGAUUACAGCCAUCGGAGAAACAAUCAAGUCAUGAAGAAAGGAGGAAGCAAUCCCCUCCCUGAAGCACAUCAUCACCCUCCUGCUUUCCGCAUCACCCUCCCUGGAGCGUAGCUCAAACCACCAUCGCAGCCUCACUCAGCCAGGCUGGUGGGACUUUUUGCACUACUGCAGCGGUCCUCCCUUUAACCCCUCAAUCAUCCAGUCUGGCAUCCCUGUGUAACAGAUCCAGUGGGCUCAGUCCCAAACCUGUCCUGUCAUCAGUAUUAGACCAACAGUAAAGGAGGGUGGGAGGAGAUCCCUGCUCAGGAGGGCCUUUUAGCACUUACCCCUUCUUGAAUCAUCCCGUCAACCGCCCGGUAGCGUAGUCGGUCCACAUUUCAAACCUUAGCUUUUCCCUCUCCUCCAGACCUCUAGCUGUCACUCACCUCUGAGUAGUUUGCCACCAGUUUGGCUGAGAAUCGCUGACACCAAACAGGAUCCGGGCCUCUCCCUUGUGAGACAAGGCUGGCCAUAGCUGCCGUCGGAGCAGCACCACCGAUUGAAUGUGAACGGCAAAAGCAGUCGCUGCAAGAAAGAAUGAGAAUGUGAGGAGAAGAUAAAAGCUGUGGGCCUCAACCCUCACUGCCAUCAUCGACAUGGAUGUUUGUAGAGACACGAAUGGGAAAAUGUUGGGAUCCCCCCCCCCCCCCUACGGCCUCACAUUAACCUCUGCUCCCAAACUUUUCCCUCUCAGCUCCUACUUUUACUCCCGUGAGGGUCAGAAAGGAGAUCCCACAUUCCAGAGGUGCAGGAUUGAAUCACGUCUUUGUAAAAGAACAGGAGGAAGAUUGGACGUCCCUCGUUGAGCUGACUGGGUAUGUGUGUUGACUGAGGGGGUUAAAAUGCUGCUUUACCUUACGAGAAAAAAUAGAAACAAAUGAAAAGAAAAGACUUUUUAAAAAAGAGACUCCAAAAGAAAAUGAUCGGAGGUGUUUCUCCCCCUCGUUGUUAACUUCUAUUUCUGUUUGUAUUUUGACGCUUUAACUGCUCUGUGUAAAAGAGAGAGAGAAAACAAACGGCUGUAGUCACUUUUUUGACCAUGCGUGCAGUGUAACAUAGAAACUGUUUCACUUCUUUUUACACGUCUGUCUCUUUUGUGUUCAUAACCCCUUUGUGUGUGUGUGUGUCCAGUUUCCGUCCCCCUUUUUAUCAGCAGGAUCUCGCAAACCAACAAAACGGGAAUUUCUUUUUUAUACUUAUAUAUAUAUUUCUCUCUCUCUUCUUUUUUUUAAAUGAAAAACAACUUUGGAGAAAGAAAAAAAAUGCAACCUUAAACUGAAACAGACAAAAAAAAUUUAACUGAAACACAAUCUUGUCAUUACCUCACACAACACAAAACUCAGACAAACUUGGGAGGAGUUUUGCCGGCACAUGGAAGAGUGCAUAGAUGAAUAUAAAAGGUAAAAAAAAAAAUUUAAUGUGCUUGUGUGAACAGAUCAGAGUAAGUUACUAAAGGACUCUUCCCUCAACCCUUGGUGCCUUUUUACUGAUUUGGUGGAAGGUGAAACUUUAACAUGAAAAUGAUUCAGCUUUGGUCCCUAUGUAAAGGGAUUUGUGGACAUUUUUAGGUGUUUCUAUGUGUACAAGUUAAAUUGAAGGGAUUACAAAAGCCCCUCCUGACUGCUGAUACUUAUAAGCAAACACAUAAUACCCUGUAAAGGUUUAUAAAGUCAUGCCUGCAUCAACUGUUGUGAAAUUCAGUAGAUUGGAUCAAUUGUUUAGGUCUUGGCUUCACUCAGACCAGCAAUUAGCUCAUCAGGCCUGCAAGCCAGUCACAAUCAGGUUGAUUCUGGAAGGUAUUUACAACAGUACAUCGGUGAAAUAGAGACUGUUUAUAGCUUUGACACAGAAAAACACUUGAAACUGUCUGAAAUACCCGUUUUAAGGUGCAGUCUGUAACUGUGAAUGGCUCAGAGACUGGGGGAUCUGUCCUUCUGUAACGGCUGAUUGUUUUAUGGAGCUGAAUGUAGCUGACAGAGGGGGCGCUGGACCUGAACCGGCUCCCACAACCUAACUUCCACACACCAGCAGAAGGAGUAGUGGUGUCACCCAGUCGUUAUAGAAAGUUAAAAACAAAAGAAGAAAUAAAAAUAAAAAAAUAUAAUAAAUAAAAAAACUGAGAAUAUAUAUUGCCCAUUUGCAAGGUGCAAUACUAUGCUAUGUACUUUUGUAUGUUUUCUGUUCUGAUUUUGUUUUUCUUUUAUGUAUUUUGGGCCAUAACUAAGGAUGUAAAUACAAACAUAAAACACUCAAGAAUCAUUGUAAAGAAAAAGUAAACAUAGCUCCAUCCCAUUGUCAUGUCUGUGGAGAAGCAGAGAAAUGUGUAAGUGCUCGUUACAAGUUCUAUGUGUGUGUGUGUGUGUGUGCACGCUCCCACAUGUGCAUGCAGGUCCAUAUUCAAAAAGUGCCCCUUGACAUUAAUCACAACCCUUGUGCCUCCUCUUGUUUGCAAAGAGAUACAAGCCAGCCCUUCACAGUGUUACCCCAGUAUGAAAUGCUGCACACCAGUGGCUCUGGAUCUGCUGGUGUGCGCGCCAAUGGAGUCAGCAGCAGUCCUCGAAGCGUAACGCUGUGAGUGUUUGCAGGAGAGGAGAUCAGUGGAGUUCAGAGAAAUGAACCCUGCUGCUAAAUGUUCGCAUCACAAAGUAGAUCUGCACGCUUGUCCAAAGCUCCAGUGGCUCCCUGAAACCAGUCUGGAAGUCCUGCAGGGUUGGAGACAAAACAGUUUGACCUGUUACACUCAUUAAAUUUCUGACUUGUUUUUUUUUUCUAUGUAACCUAGCAGAUUUUUUUUAUUAGAUAACUAAUCUGCUCAAGUGGCAUGAAGUGUACAUGAGGUUUAAUUUUUGUGACCUUUAGUUUCCGUCUGUUCCAAAUUCAAUUAGAGCACCUUUUAAGGCAAACCGAGCCUUUCUGCUUAGCUUCGGAGCUCAUUCCCUCACAUAAUCUGGUUCGUUCGCCCACGUCUGUGCUUUGGACAAGAGUGUAGAUUGUCUAUAAUGUCUUUUGUUUUUAUGUUCCCCUUCCAAACCAAAUGUAGAGUUUAUUGAGGCAUGCAAAUAGAAAGUUGUCUAUGCAAUCUCCUCUCCAAAUCCCUCCAUACGACAGGCUUGUCGUAACAACAAUGAGCCAGCCUCACUUAUGAAAUCAAAUUCAGCCUGGCUUGAAUUCCAGAGGCUCUUUGCGUGACCCAAACACUCUUGCUACUUUACAUGGGCAAACACCCGGACUUCCCAGUGAAGCUGGCCUCGAACCCUGCUGUUUGGCUGGUCCUGAGGUGCAGAAACCCCUCACUGCAGUCUGGGUCCCAGACAAGUAGGAGGGUGACUUUGGAUGUGGUGGAGAACAUGGAUUUUAUGAGAUGUGAUGUUUGUUUUUUUUGUAAAAUGCUCCGUGAGUGUUGCGUGUGUGUGUGCAUGUGUGUCACAGUUUGGGUUCUGCUUAUGUUUGCGUCAUGUGAUGCUCUCAUUGUUGGAUGCUUUUAGAGUUUCAGACUUACAAAUUAAAUCCAGCAGCUAAAUUUAGACCUUCGGGAAUAUCAGUGUGACACCUUAAAUACUCGCCCUGUGACCAAGUUGGUGUACCAUUAGUUUGAUGGGUUGCACUCUAGUUUAAGUUGACCAAAAACAGGAUUCUGCUUUACGUUCUAAAUCUGAUUUUGAAUUAGGUACACAAACAAAUGGCAUCAUGCCCUGCUGACCUUCUGCUUACAUCAGCACUUAACUGAAAGCACUUUGAAAGGCCCAAACUCUUUAUAAAGGGGGAAAUAUCCUUAAAAAUGUACAUAUUUAUCAAUUGAAUGUUUAUUUAAAUUAGUUUACCCCAAAAGUUAAAACAGCCUUUAGGCUAAAUGUUUUUUUUAAUAGUUUACAGUAAUUUUAACAAAGUGCAAUAACUGAGUGAGUUUUAUAUAUUUUCUGUCUAAUCUGAACUUUCAGAGAAAAUGUUGCACCAUUCCAUGAGAGCAUCAGCAUAACCCUGUGAACACACACACGUGCACACACACAAACACUAAAGACCUUUUGUGACUGGGUAAAGGAUGCUAUUGAAGGAUUCUCUCAGGUAAAAGAACAUUUUCUAAAUAAAUGAUGAACGUUAGAUCGAAAA